AAAGAGACCUAGCUUUUCCUUUACAUAUUCUAGAGACUGCGAUACGCAAAGCAUAUAUAUACUUAUACCUACGCGAUUCCAUGCGAACACUUCUAACGAUUUUUUUUUUUUUUAAUCAUACAUCUCUCGAGAAUCGUGCAUUUUUUCGCAAUAGUUCAUGAGCAUAUUUUAUUUUAUUGUAAAAUCAUCUAACGCAUCUCGAAAAUUAUAUUUAAACUAUACACGAAAUGCAGUAGUCGCUUAUUCGAAAGUUGGUUUACUUUUACAGUAAAAAAUAUCGCAUGUCUAAGCUAUUUUUUUCUUUGUUCCAUGGACGCACGUUUCAGUUUUCAGUUGUUUCGGAUUUUCUCGGAGGAAUCAUGAGUUACUAUGCGGUGGCAAAAGGUCGAAAUCCUGGAAUUUACUCAACCUGGGAUGAGUGUAAGGCACAGGUCCACAAAUUCCCAGGACCAAAGUACAAAAAAUUUGGUUCAGAAAGCGAAGCAGAGAGCUUCAUAAAGGCAAACUCUGGUACAACUUCAUCUUACCCACAAACAUCAGGAUCAAUCAAAAGUUCCUCGUUUCUAACACAAAAAACUUUUGCUCUUGGUAAAAUUUGUGCUUCUCCAGCAAGCAGUACAACACUGAAACGAGUUCUGUCCACUGCCAGUGAUAGCGACAGUGACUUGGAAAAUGUGAAGCACAAACGAAUAAAACGUGAUAAUUCUACUGCACAGAACAAAGAUGGUUUUUCUAUUGAUUCAAAUGGUUAUACAGAAGUUUACACUGAUGGUGCAUGUUCAUCCAAUGGUAGGAGAAAUGCAAAGGCAGGUAUUGGAGUCUGGUUUUCUGAAAGAAAUGCUUAUAAUGUAUCCCAACCAGUAGAUGGUCGAGCAACAAAUAAUAUAGCCGAAAUACAAGCUGUCACAAUCGCUGCCAGUCAAGCACAAAAAGCUGGUAUAAAGAAACUCAAAAUAAACACAGAUUCACAGUUUCUUAUAUCAUGUAUAACACAAUGGAUGCCCAAAUGGAAAAAGUGUGGUUGGCAAACUUCUACUGGAAAGCCUGUGAUAAACAAAACAGAACUGAUAGAAAUGGAAAAAGCGCUUGCACCUCUGCAAGUAUCAUGGAACCACGUUAGAGGUCAUGUUGGCAUUCAUGGCAAUGAGAUGGCUGAUCGGCUUGCUAGAAGUGGUGCUGAACGUUAUGGUAUAACUAUCCAGCUGGUUUUGGUUUUGAAGUGCUUGAAAUUCUCUUUCUUUGCUGAGUCAGAGGAGAUAUUUGCCUAAGUAAUACGUAUAAGUCUUCUGGUGAAACUUGAAGUGACAGCAGUUCAAUCAGUACUCUGUAAAACAAUAAUGUAUAGUUCUUGUAAAAAUCUAAAUUCAUUUCAAACCAUCAGGGA
Messenger RNA from Nasonia vitripennis (jewel wasp), 1384 nucleotides. It is a transcript of the gene rnh1, whose product is annotated as ribonuclease H1. The record is from RefSeq and is a predicted model, not a curated record. Gene Ontology annotation, biological process: DNA replication, removal of RNA primer. Gene Ontology annotation, molecular function: RNA-DNA hybrid ribonuclease activity; nucleic acid binding; magnesium ion binding. The coding region runs from base 282 to 1268 and encodes 328 amino acids. The transcript has 6 exons. Lineage: Eukaryota; Metazoa; Arthropoda; Insecta; Hymenoptera; Pteromalidae.